Molecule: messenger RNA, 2534 nt
Organism: Caenorhabditis elegans
Lineage: Eukaryota; Metazoa; Nematoda; Chromadorea; Rhabditida; Rhabditidae
Gene: rike-1
Product: RING-type domain-containing protein
Exons: 6
Coding region: 1-1722 (573 amino acids)
Source: RefSeq, marked reviewed
AUGUCAAUUGUGAAUACAACAGAAUGCAUAAUUUGUUAUAAUGAAUAUGACACCGAACUCCGGAAACCUUGCAUAGGCACAUGCGGCCACUCCAUAUGUGAAAGUUGCAAACAUCAAAUGGUCUCAUCAAAAUGUCCACAGUGCAAUCGAGAAGAAGCCUUCGCAAUUACUACAAUCAAUUAUCAAGUUUUAGAAUUAAUAAAGCACUUUAAAAGUAUGCAAAGUGGGGGAGUAGCGCCACAGGCACAAUCCACAAAUAGCUUAGACGAAGGAACAUGCAGUGAGUGCACCCUACAUUCCAAGAAAUUACGAAUUUGUAAAACGUGCGCCGUCGGAAAAGGAGUUCUGAAGCAAGCCGAAGGCAAAAAAGAAUUAGUAUUAGUUGUUGGAGAUGAUGGAGUCGAUGAAGCAAUGACACGAGCUAAGAAGAUGGCGAUUUGCGGUGAUUGUGCUUUGGAUGGGGCCCAACACGAAGGACAUCAGACAAUGCAGCUGGCUCUUUUGAAAAAUAGUAUCGAAGAUCAAGCACCGACUAAUCUCGGAAAUAAAAUCAGUAAAAUCAGUGAGCUUUCGAAGCAGGUGUGCGAUGAUAUCUCUGACAAAUUUGCGGCGACAAUUAAAUCACUUCAAAAUUACUUCGAAAAGCAUGAAAAGUUGUCUCCGCCCGGAAGAAAGACUCACUUCAACAACAUCGAAGCUGAAAUGGAGAAAAUAAGUGAUACGAUAGCUCUUGUCAAAGAUGCUGGAACACGAUUGGAUUUUUUGAAUAACGAAAUCGAAGAGCACGAUCGAAUCGUUUUUCAAACUAAACAACCUGUUACUAAGGCAAAUUUCGUUUUCGCUAGUCAGGAUCCCGUAUUGGUUGCAGAUCGAAAGCAGAGUGCCCGUGAACCACUUUUGAUUGGAGUCUACGAUCCUAAAAACAGAGGAUGGACGCCAGUUGGGCGAAUGCCGAACCCAAAAUCAAACUACGCUGUUGCCUGCAGCAAAUCUCAAAUUUAUAUAGUCGGAGGAAUGAAUAACGGAUCAUGGUUGAACAACGUUGAAAUGUAUGAUCGGGAGAAAAACUUGCGAAGAGAUUUAUUACAGUGUAAUAAAAUGAAGCGUGGAAGAACACGAACGUCGGCGGGAAUCCAUAACAACAAAAUGUACGUGGCCGGUGGAUAUGAUAGCACUUAUAUGAAUUCUGUGGAAGUUUAUGAUACUGAUCAAGGAGAGUGGAAGGAUGGACCAUCGUUGCAAAGGCCUCGUGCCGAUGCAGCGGUUGUUCCAUGCAAUGGAGAGGUUUAUGUGUUGGGAGGUUUCAAUGGAAAAGAAUAUGAAGAGAAGAUUGAGAAGCUGUCAGAACCUGGUCAAAAGUUCGAAAUUGUGGGCGACAUGCAAGGAAGUCGCGCCGGAUUUGGAUCGUGUGCCUUCAGAGGAAGAAUCUACAUUGCUGGUGGAUGGAGUAACUCGAGUAAUACGUUGAGAUCAGUUCGAAGCUAUGAUCCAUUGACGAAAUCAUGGAGAGAUGAGCCAUCGUUGAGCAAAGAUCGAAAAUAUUUCACUCUUCACUCGACGAACGAAGCUAUUUAUGCUAUUCGCGGAUGUGCUGACAAUUGGAGCUUAAUCAAUGAAGUCGAGCGAUUUGAUCCAGAAAAACGUGCAUGGGAGAUUAUUAGUUGCUCCGGACCAAUGGUUGGAGCCGGUUCAUCUGCAUCGAAUGAGCAAGCUAUUACAUAAAAUCGUGUAUCUUAUUUUCAUAAAAACAGCUGUUGUAUGAGCUGUACUCGUUGAUUUUCGGUUUGGCGUUAACCUUUGAGACCAAUCAGUUUACUGUUUUGGAGACCCGAAGAACUCGGGGGAUGUCCAAUUGGGGGGAUUACCAACUCGGGGGAUUGGCCCCGCCCACAGAACCGGGGCUUGCAAUACGCCCAUUUUUGCAACUGCCGCACGGUUUUGAAACUGUAUUUUUCUUGUUAAUUCUCGCUCUAUUGAGAAAAAUACAGUUUCGAAACCGUGCAGUUGCAGAAAUGGGCGUAUUGCCAGCCACGGUUCUGUGGGCGGGGCCAAUCCCCCGAGUUGGUAAUCCCCCCAAUUGGACAUCCCCCGAGUUCUUCGGGUCUUCUGUUUUGUGACUGAUUACCAAAAAUCCAACUUGCUCAUUAUUCAUAUCUAGCUGAAACCUAGUACUAUUAAACGUAUUAUUUAAAUUUUAGGAUCUUUCCAUUUUUCUGUCUCUCUGUAAAAUGUAAUUAUGAAUUUCGUGCCCCCAAAAACUUUUUAUAAUUUUUAACUCAUUUUUUUCGCAUUUAAAGGCGUAGGAGCUAUUUUCACAAUCAAAGAAGGGCACGAAAUUCAUAAGUACCCUUUUUCGAUCUCCUGCGCUUUACGUGUUUUUUGGUUCUUUCAUCUUUCAUCACCCCAUCAAUAACCAAUAAGUGUUAUUGUUUCAAUUCCAGACUCGUGUUAAAUUGUUCAUUAAUAUAAUUUAUCCUUCUCUCAAAUCACGAAAUUCUGUGAAUAUUCUUUUAUAAAUAAAAUGCACCCAUGAA